AUGCUGUUACCUCUGUUUACUCAACUUGACUUUACACAAGAUGAAAAUGAAAACACACCCGAUGUAACUAUAUGUGCUGUACUACUGUCUCUUCUCUCUGAUCUUCUAAAAAGYUCAUCUACAAGUCAACACCAAAUGAUGCGGUGCCAGGGUUUCCUUGUAAUCAGUAACGUAUUAGAAAAGUCCCAGGCCGCACUCACAGARCAGUCCCUCAACAUUUUCCUGUCUCUUGCAAGGUAUUUGUUGUAUACUCCAGGAAGUGGGCCUUUGCUUGGAAGUCUUCUAGACCAUGUGCUUUUCAACCCUAACUUAUGGGUUAAAACCCCUGCCGAGGUUCAGCAGCAGUUGUUUAGUGUCUUYGCUACAGACCUUGUUAGGGGCGUUGGAUGUGCUGCGCAUAUUCGACGUGAAGUUGGCGUUAGACGUCUGAUGUACAUGUUAAAGACCUACUAUUGGCUGGACAAACAAUCGGAUGAGAUUGAAAAAGGGACAGUUAGAUCCGAUAAAGAAGACGUCAACAGGCUUCGAGCGUAUUUACUUCUUUUAGUCAAGCAACUAGUUCUAAAGGAUAAUGGCGUUGCCGAAGAUGAGCUGUACGGAAUUCUCGCCUACUUAGUCGCGACGAAGGAGGAAGAAAAUAUCCUGGAUGUGUUGCAGUUAGUGUUGUCUAUUUUGACAGAACAGCCUGAAGCUGUAGUGCCGGCGUUAGACAAAGUAGAUGGGUUCAAAACUCUUUUCAACUUCUUGGAUGCAUCGCUGGAGUCGAUUCGUGUAUACUCUUUGAAGAUCAUUGGCUGUUUUAUUCACCAUUGUAAUCCAAGGAGAAAAGUAGAGCUUCUACAAAAUUAUGGAUUGUUUGCGUUGAUUGGCAAAAAGCUAAUGCUACAUGGUUUGACUCUCACUACUUAUAAUGUACUUUUUGAGAUUCUUACUGGUCGUGUAUCAAAGCAGAUACUCAGCAGUCGUCAUCCCGAACCUGAUGAUACCUAUGUUAUCCACAAUGCCAAUCUUUGUCCAGUAAUCGUCAAAAUGCUGCAUCAGAUCGACAACAAAGACGGUAYAGYCAACACUUUGACUACCCAUGAAAACACUGACGCAGAUACAGCUGAUAYCCCGUCAUCUCAACCAAACGAUGGCUUGGAUAUCAAGAAGGUCUUCCUAUCAGAUCUUGUUCUACUGCUACACCAUAGUAAAGAAAAUCGAAGUAUUCUGCUGCAGCUUUCGUGUUGGCAAGACUGGUUGUUUUCUCUAGCUYACUUCGACCCAAAAGAUAAAGCCGAAUGCAGGACAACAGAUACUGUGUUCUCACUCUUUCGGAUGCUGCUUCAUCAUGCGUUCCAAGAAGAGCGUGAGGGCUGGCGUAUUUGGGUUGAUACACUUGCUAUCCUUCAUGGAAAGGUAAGCCAAUACACAAAAGAAAGAAAAGAAAARGAAGAAAUGGAACAAAAAUCAAAGAAAACUAAAAACGACGCUUCUAGGACCCGCCGCAGUACUGGUCUAGUCCGUACAAAGAGUGCCUCAGARGUCGAAUCAUCGAGGCGSAGGCCUCUCUCCCCUGAGGCUGACAGUGAGAGGAGAAAGUUCUUUCAAUCGCUUUUGCAAGCCAAAGGGGCAUCUAGCAGUGAAAAGAUUGGUUCCAUUCCGGAAGAGAAAGAAUCCCUCGAAGAAAGUGCCGUUAAGAGUGUUUAUCAAGACCCUGAUCAGCAGGAUGUCCAAGCCUCACAAAAUGGUGGGGCUUCCGAAUCCAUUGAAGACAAUAAAAUAUCUGCGUCUAUCUCAGAGACAGCAGAAGCGUUGAACAAUAGUCUUUCUCCCGACGAAGAGUCGGCUACUAGUGCUCCUUCUGACAUARRAAAAAAUGAAGAAAAAGAAGAUCAAGAAUCGAUAAAUGAAACAAAGACAUCWGAAGAGACCACAAGAACGAACGAAGAARCAGCACCAACCAGUAAAACCAACGAUAAUGUCGAUGCAGUUUCGAGUGACCAGAUGUCAUCGAUAGUUAAUGAUCCCAGUACGGAUGAGGAUGAGUCGAGGAGUACGACGGGAGUAGAGUCCAAUAUACGGGGUGACGAAAUUGCAGGUUCUAAUACUGAAACCAAGACAGUACCAGGCCAUCCCGUCCGCGUUAAUUCAACCAAUGAGGACGAAAAUAAACUAGUUAAUGGUGACGGGAAAGACGGAGAUGAUACUAUAAACGAAAAUAUUCAAAAUGAAUCUAAAACUGAUACAGGUGAAAUUUGUACAAAUGUUAAUCAGUCUAUCGAUAAAAACGUUUUUAAUGGUGGCCAAAAAGAAGACUGCCAACAACCAGCAGACGAUGAAACGAUUGAAAAGGACCGGGAGCCUGCUUCUAGGGACAGUGAUCUAGAAAUUGUAAAAGAAAGCGAUAAURAAAAGCURGAGUCUACAGAAAACGUCAGUGAGCAAACCUCAAGUACAAGUGCAAAGGCUUCUAAUCAAUUGCUAUCCGAACACGAAGCUAAAGACCAAGAUGGCAACCUUUCUUUAAAUAUGAAAAGCUCAUUCAUAGGCGCGGACACUUCUUCUUCACCAGAAGACGAAAAACCUAAAACAAAUUCUSAAACUGAAAAACUGCCCACGGAUGAGAAAACCAGCGGUUYAACCACUGGUACACAGUCUUCAGAAAAUACUUCUGAAUCGUCCGGGCCUAGUGCCCAGGCUUCACCCACCAGAAAUGAAGAGACUGGUAAUUCAGGAGACCAAUAUAAAGCAUACAUWAAUAUACCAGAGUUCAUGUGGUCAAGUAUGCAUCAAAGACUUUUAGGUGAUCUACUUUUUGCUAUUGAAUCAGACYUACAGGUUUGGAGAAGUCAUACRCGCAAGAGCAUAAUGGACUUCGUCAAUUCCAAAGAAAAUACGACAUACUUAUGGAACCUCGCUCACUUUGUCUCCGUGCUCGCUGAUAACGUCAUCUACGCCUGUGGAGAUCUUCUUCCACUGUUAUCGUCUGUCACAUCACGUGACUAUUCCCAGGACGUCAUCCAACCGUGUGGUGGAAUGAGCCUGGAGUCGAGUUUCUCGUUUCUGAACCGGUUGAUGUCACUAGUUGACGUCAUAGUGUUUACCAGUUCACUCGCUUUCAGUGGUGUAGAGUCAAAUAGAAACAUGAGUAGUGGAGGAUUUCUAAGACAAUGUCUUCGGUUAGUUUUCUGUUGUGCUGCGCGAAAUCGUCUCGUUUGCCGGCAACGUAAUCGACCGAUCUUCCCUUUCGUAAAAGAUGGAAAAGUGACCAAGAAAACCUUGAAAGAAACGCGUGAAGCAAUCAAGGCACUGAUAUCUUCAACUGAACCACCAACUGAUAAGGACAUGYUACAAAACAUCCCUGGUCACAUCACGACCGUUACCGACCCAGAAAAGCUGCUCCAAGAAAUGGAYGUUAAUCGUCUACGAGCUGUUGUUUACCGAGACUUUGAAGACAGCAGACAAGCUCAGUUUCUUGCUCUUACCGUGGUGUACUUCAUAGCUGUCAUGAUGGUUGCUAAAUAUAGAGAUUUACUUAAGAGUGACGAGUCAAGAUUGAGAUGUAGCACAGCUCCGCCAACAGAUACGCUCGAUGCAACCAAUGGUUUGGAAAAAACGCGCAACCGAGCCGUCAGCUGGGGAGGUCAGCGGAGUAAAUCACAAGAUAUUGACGAUGACGUAUUUGCAAGUAUAACUGACCCAGAAGAGGCGUUAAAAAUGCCAACUAUCCCUAAAACCUCGGCCGAUUUUAACCGUUUGAGUCUGUCUGAGAAAGUAGAGGUUGGCUUUAAGUCGUGUGGAUCUCUUCUAAAAGAAAUACUGCUGGACUUUAGUCCUUUCCUGUCGCGCGUGCUGAUAGGCAGUCAUGGUCAAGAACUGGUGUUUGAAGGCUUGUCWUGCCAAAAGAGCGAUUCAAGCGUCGAGCUGGUCAUGUUGCUGUGUUCACAGGAGUGGCAGAAUUCUCUGCAAAGACACGGUGGGGCAGCUUUCAUGGAACUAAUCAACGARGGACGUCUACUUUCACAUGCAAUGAGAGAGCGAAUUGUUGUGACAACGAGCGAGGCUUAUGUGAUUAUGGCAAAACUUGAAGAUUAYCUAAAGCAAAAACACUUCCAGUACGAAGAGCUGUGUAACCUGACGAGAGAGCUUUUUGURGAGAGYGAGGAUAUACAAAGUAGAAUAYUAGUGGCUUCUCGACGUCGCCAUAGUUGUGUUGCAAAAGGGUUACUUACGAAGAUUCAGGACAAACUAACGAGUGAGCAAGGGGCCUGGGCACCGGAAGAAGCUCCAGAGGAAGUAUACUUCUAUCGUCUCGAUCUUCGUGAAGACGACAGCAGACGACGUCGAUGUCUCGUUAAAAACCAGUACGGCUCCAGUCAUCCCGAGGCAACAUUGGUUAAAGCUUUAGAAGACACUGAACAACCCAUAAGUGACACRAAAAACACUCUAAAUUUCGCCAAAAUAUCCUCCUCUGAAAUYGARGACUCGUACUCUUUGGAUGACGACGACAGCAUAAGUGACAUCACUGUGGACGAUAGAGUACUGGAAGCGAAUGACACUGGUCACGUGGUUAUGACGACAGCUUGCCAAAUGAUUGCMCCGUGUGCUGUCGUUCCAGGCACCCUAACUAUUACCUCGACCGCGCUGUUCUUUUCAGUUGACGAAGACGAUGAAGAGUACCAUAAGAUUGACCCAAAGGUUCUUCUAUAUAUGGAMGGUCUGCAUGGCAAAUGGUUUGUGGACCAAAUCAAAGCUAUAUUUUCUAGACGAUAUUUACUUCAAAACUGUGCAGUGGAAAUAUUUUUUGCUAGUGGAACCUCAACACUAUUCAAGUUUCCUGACCAGCAAACAGUGAAGAAAGCAGUAAGGGCGUUGCCCCCUGUGGGUGUAGGGUCAUACUAUGGCAUAACACAAACAAGAGCUGCAUCUCUUUUUUCUCCUAAACAACUGUUCCAGAAAUCYACUAUGACAAGUAGAUGGCAGCGUGGGGAGAUUGAUAACUUCCAGUACUUGAUGUUCCUCAACACUAUUGCAGGUCGAACGUAUUGUGAUUUGAACCAAUAUCCCGUGUUUCCUUGGGUUUUAACGAACUACGAGUCCACAACAUUAGAUCUAAAAGACCCUGCUAAUUACAGGGAUUUGUCCAAGCCUAUCGGUGCUCUAAAUCCCAAUCGUCACGGCCAGUUCUURGAGCGCUAUGCAUCAUGGGACGAGAACGAUGACAUCCCUCCAUUUCAUUAUGGUACACACUAUUCAACGUCAGGCUUCACGUUGGCAUGGUUAAUAAGACUGGAACCUUUCGCUACUCAGUUUCUCAAUCUUCAAGGRGGUAAAUUUGAUCAUCCWGGACGAACAUUCUGCUCGAUUGCUACAGCCUGGAAAAACUGUCAAAGAGAUACGUCUGACGUCAAGGAGCUCAUCCCAGAACUGUUCUAUUUACCAGAAAUGUUUCUSAACGAUAACAGAUUCACUUUUGGAGUAGAUGACGAUGGUACGGUCAUUGAUGAUGUUGAACUCCCACCAUGGGCUUCCUCUGUCGACCACUUCAUCGCGAUGCAUAAAGCGGCACUUGAAUCAGACUACGUCUCAUUGCAUUUACACGAGUGGGUAGACUUAAUAUUUGGCUUCAAACAAAGAGGUCCAGAGGCUGUCAAAGCAACCAAUGUAUUUUUUCACCUGACUUAYGAAGGAAGUGUCGACUUGGACGCYAUUAGUGACUCUGUUAUGARAGAGGCUGUACAACAGCAAAUAAAGAGCUUUGGACAAACUCCUUCUCAGCUUCUGCUUGAGCCCCAUCCAGCGCGUGUUUCAUUUGACUUAGUACAGGCUCAACUGAAUCAAGAACCAUUUAAAAGUAUUUAUCUGACGUUCAAAGUCACAGAAAACGUACCAGUGACUUUUGUCGCAGCUCAUACUGACGUGAAUCAAAUGUACCCUGCAGUUGUUACCAUCAGCUGUAAUCAGUGUUUCUCGCUCAAUCGCUGGAUUAACACAGAUUCUGCGCAGAGUCUUCGUGGAGCACAGAUUGAACAAGAUCCAAUGUUAGCCACACCAACAGGGCGCCAUCGAAGACAGCUAGGGGAACCUCUAGACCAAACUGUCACCCCCAGUGCGUCGUGUUUUGUAGUGACCAAUGACAACAGGACAAUAAUGGCGUGUGGGUACUGGGAUAACAGUUUUAAAUGCUUCUCAUCUGAUAGUGGCAAACUUACACAGUGUGUAUUUGGACAUUGGGACCURAUAACGUGYUUAGCCUACAACUACCACGUAGGGCUCAUGGGAGGUUAUGGUAUCGUAGUGUCCGGGUCACGUGAUGCUACGGUUUUAGUAUGGCACUGGAAUGAACGCUUUCAACGGGUCACAUCCGCKGACCGAUCAAUCGAUGGAAGCCCGUCACCCUUAGCAAUAUUAACAGGACACGAGCAGCCAAUCACAUGCGUGGAUGUCAAUGCGUCCUUAGGAUUAGUGGUCAGCGGAUCRCARGAGGGACCAUGUUUAGUUCAUACUAUUACUGGAGAUCGUCUUCAUAUUCUACACGGCCCGCAAGAUUGUAUAAGACCACGGCUGGUUCGUGUCGUCCAAUCAGGGUUAAUUGUCGUUAGUUAUACCGAUAAUACAGGGCAUUUAGCUGUCUUUACUAUCAAUGGUAAAAUGCUAGAAGCAAAGCGACUGGAUGACCAUGUACUGGCACUUGCUGUCAAUCGAGAUGGUUCGUUCUUGUUAGCUGGCGGAUUUAGUCGUUACCUAACCGUAUGGCGUAUUCAUGAUUUAGCAUUCAUACAUACUUACCCACCCUGUGACGGGAGUAUUCGUGCACUGGCUGUAUCAUCUGAUCAAAARUGUCUUGUUGCUGGUUUAGCUUCAGGAAGCAUUCUCGCUAUUGCGACAGACUUCUCUCGAUGGCCGUUAAACUGAACAUAUGUCUAUUGGUUCUUUUAUAGUAAUUGCUCCUAAUGGAAAUCCGUUUAUAAUACAUGCACUAGGUAUAUAUAUYACAGUGAUUUUGAAUAAGCAAUGUGCGGUGACGUCAUUUUCUAGAACGAAGCCAUGAGGGGAAAUGUUGCUCUAUUUUGGUAUCACAAAAGUCAUUUUUGUGAUUUCCUCACUGAAAACGCCAACUUACUUGUAUCUUUGCAAAGAAGGUAAGGAGAAAAAAAUUCUUGAACAAGAAAAAGUGUCCUGGCUUUUCCUGGCAUUUCCCAUCAUGAUUUGGUCUUCAAAAUGGCGUCUUUACAAAMUGACCUGUAGCCCAUCACAGUAAUCUCGCACAGUAUCGAUAAUUUAAAAAAAAUACUGCUCUCGUUUACAA
This is a messenger RNA of Exaiptasia diaphana, 7291 nucleotides long. Its product is annotated as lipopolysaccharide-responsive and beige-like anchor protein. Gene Ontology annotation, biological process: intracellular protein localization. Gene Ontology annotation, molecular function: protein kinase binding. NCBI's taxonomy places the organism in Eukaryota, Metazoa, Cnidaria, Anthozoa, Actiniaria, Aiptasiidae. Gene Ontology annotation, cellular component: membrane; cytosol. The record is from RefSeq and is a predicted model, not a curated record.